Molecule: messenger RNA, 617 nt
Organism: Chlamydomonas reinhardtii
Lineage: Eukaryota; Viridiplantae; Chlorophyta; Chlorophyceae; Chlamydomonadales; Chlamydomonadaceae
Exons: 1
Coding region: 55-462 (135 amino acids)
Cellular component (GO): nucleosome
Molecular function (GO): DNA binding; protein heterodimerization activity; structural constituent of chromatin
Source: RefSeq, a predicted model, not a curated record
CACAAGAGCCGCAGCAAACGCCUGACUUAUCCUGCGCCAAGCAGCAGACGAGACAUGGCCCGCACCAAGCAGACCGCUCGCAAGUCCACCGGAGGCAAGGCGCCCCGCAAGCAGCUGGCCACCAAGGCCGCUCGUAAGACACCGGCCACUGGCGGUGUGAAGAAGCCUCACCGCUACCGCCCCGGAACUGUGGCGCUACGCGAGAUUCGCAAGUACCAGAAGUCCACCGAGCUGCUCAUCCGCAAGCUGCCGUUCCAGCGCCUGGUCCGCGAGAUUGCUCAGGACUUCAAGACCGACCUGCGUUUCCAGAGCCAGGCCGUGCUGGCGCUGCAGGAGGCCGCGGAGGCGUACCUGGUCGGCCUGUUCGAGGACACCAACCUGUGCGCCAUCCACGCCAAGCGCGUGACCAUCAUGCCCAAGGACAUCCAGCUGGCCCGCCGCAUCCGUGGCGAGCGCGCCUAAGCAGCCGGCGCCGUGGACAGCUGUGGCGCGGCGGGGCGUGUGCUGCGUGCUGGAGGGUGCCGCGUACCCCAGGCACCUAGCUGCUGCCCUCGCGGCGGCGCUCACGGGCAACCAAAAAGCCUAAAAAAACAAACCCGGUGUUUCUCAACACCACC